AUGAUGCAGGCCUUCUACUUUGCUUUCUUUCUCCUCCUUUCCUUCCUUGGAUUUGGAUCCGCUGCGAUCUCAGACUAUCCAGACUGCUCCGGAGAUGAUAUCGACUGCCAAAACUACGUCGACUUCGACAACCCGCUCCCGGGCUACAUGCUAGUCCACUGCUCUGACCAGCAGGUUCCUGAGGAGUCUCGGAUCAAGACCAUGGCCAGGAUGAUGGAUUGGUGCUACUGCGGCAAUGAGCUCAACCCCAGCGGCCUCGACAAGAACAAGCACGAGCCAUGUGACGCUGUUGAAGACUGGUACAACGCCCUUGGAAACAUCACCAGGGAGUGUGGACUGGGCAAGACGGGAUACUUCUACGAUGCUGACCGGCAGAUAGCCUGGGGCUUCCAGACCUAUCAGGACAAGCAAUUCUGUGACAACGUGGGAUGGGUGAGCUCGACCUGA
Messenger RNA from Diaporthe citri, 447 nucleotides. RefSeq lists its product as uncharacterized. The record is from RefSeq and is a predicted model, not a curated record. The transcript is spliced from 4 exons. NCBI's taxonomy places the organism in Eukaryota, Fungi, Ascomycota, Sordariomycetes, Diaporthales, Diaporthaceae. Bases 1 to 447 code for a protein of 148 amino acids.